Messenger RNA from Sclerotinia sclerotiorum 1980 UF-70, 171 nucleotides. RefSeq lists its product with no specific name. Bases 1 to 171 code for a protein of 56 amino acids. Lineage: Eukaryota; Fungi; Ascomycota; Leotiomycetes; Helotiales; Sclerotiniaceae. The transcript has 2 exons. The record is from RefSeq and is a predicted model, not a curated record.
AUGCCCCAAAUUCUCCUUGUAGGAUCUGGAGGUACAGUAGCGUACGCUAGGCUACGGUAUAUACCUUACCAUCCAUCGAUCCUUCCUCAAGUACGGCACGGUACUUCUCGUAUUGCGCUCCGUGUGGUAUGGUUUCGGUAUCUGCGUAAUGAAUGCCUUGUCAAAACUUAA